Neoarius graeffei (lesser salmon catfish) is the source of this 3657-nucleotide messenger RNA. Its product is annotated as interleukin-1 receptor type 1-like. The record is from RefSeq and is a predicted model, not a curated record. NCBI's taxonomy places the organism in Eukaryota, Metazoa, Chordata, Actinopteri, Siluriformes, Ariidae. The transcript is spliced from 11 exons. Bases 16 to 2016 code for a protein of 666 amino acids. Gene Ontology annotation, biological process: signal transduction. Gene Ontology annotation, molecular function: interleukin-1 receptor activity.
GGUACAUUGCGCAAGAUGAGUAGGAAAGGCGCCCAACCCUGGGGAGGAAAUUGCAACACUGAACUUCUUAGAUGUUCCUGUGAGUAUGGAGAAGUGGUGAGUGUGUGUCGGGGAGAUGACUUCUGCUGGAAACCGAGUGUUUACACCUUCUUCACAGUGCAUUUAUGGACGGGUUCGUGCUCCUGUACGUUUAUAAAACUCUCUCUCUCCAGAAACUGGGAACGAAACAGCGGCAGAAACAUCUGGAAUAUCAGAGACAUGGCUGUGGGAUUUAUUGCUCUGUUGACUUUGGCUUGGACCUUCAGUGUUGGUGCAGCAUCACAGAAUGAAACUGCAGGUGCAGGUGUAUGUAUAGACUACGGAAUAACAUUUGAUCGUGUGUUUGCAGUCCCAAAUGAGGCGGCAUUAUUAGACUGUGAAUUUGUGAAGUACUUUUUAGAUUUUUCAAACACCCCCUACAAUGUGACAUGGUACGACCAGAGAACUGGCCUGGAGUUCACAGGAGAAGAGAACCAUAUUGUACUACAUGGAGCUUCGCUGUUGUUCCUCAACAUCAGCAUGGAACACCAGGGCCACUACUUAUGCUUCGUCAGAACUCCAGAGCAGUGCUACAAGCAGGUAAGGGUUGUUGUGGUAGAAGAGGCAAGGUUUGGAACAUGUCGCCGUCCUCAGGUAGCAGUGCAGCGACUGCAGAAUCGCGUGAGCGACAACCUGCGUUGUCCUUUAACUGACUACAUCAGCAUAGUGAACAGCUACUCCAUACGCUGGUACAAGGGCUGUGAGCUUCUUCAGGAAGGGUCUAAGUUCAACUUCGCUGAGAAUAACCUCUUUCUCCACAUCCAUAGCAUUUCUCCCAAUGAUACUGGCAUUUAUACCUGCAGGAUGACCUUUAACCUCACUGGAGUCAUCAGUGUCGUUGCAGAGAGCAUCGAGUGUGAGGUUUUCGAGAGCAGAUCAAAAAGACCUCAAAUGCUGGCGCCCACUUAUGAGUCCAUGAAAGUAUCUGUAGGUUCUCCCAUUAACAAGACAUGUCAUGUGUUUGUACCUGGCAAGGGAGUUUAUAUGCCAAUAGUAAUCUGGGAUUUUAAUGGCAAUGACAUCUCCCUAAACACCUCUGAACGCAUCCACCAGGGACCUCAAAAUGACCUCCAGGUGGCUGAGGGUUUGUGGGUGGAGCGCAGCUUGUUGGUGUCUCAGGUACUGCCAGGUGAUUUGAACCUGAACUUCACCUGCACGGCCAUGACCCACAGAGGAGUUGCCACUGGCUACUUUACAGUCCAGCCUGCAGAUCCUAAUCUGCUGAUGCCAAUUGGACUCCUGGCCACCACACUGGCUCUUCUUUUCAUCAUGGGACUUCUCCUGUACAGAGUGUUUAAAGUGGAACUUGCUCUGCUCUUCCGUACCCUGUUUCCUUUCUUUUAUACAAGCACAGAUGGUGAUGGGAAACUGUAUGAUGCCUAUGUUGUGUAUCCCCGAGUUCAAGGGGACACAUUGAGUGAAGCGGUUGAGGCUUUUGCUGUGAAGACACUGCCACAGGUUCUGGAGGGAUGCUAUGGGUACCGGCUCUUCAUCCUGGGUCGGGACAGUCUACCUGGACAAGCUAUGGUAGAUAUGGUGGAGGAGACGAUGAAUGUCUGUCGUCGAAUGUUGCUGCUAUACACCAGCUUGUCUCUGAGCAGGGCAGAGGGUUCAUCAUGGUUCGAGCAGCAGGCAGGCCUCCGUCGCGCCUUACUAGAUGACUCGCUGUCGGUUUUGCUGCUGGAGAUGGAGCAGCUCAGCGAUCCUUCCAUCCUCCCUGAGUCACUGCGUCUCCUGCGGGAUAAGCAGGGGGCUCUGCAGGCCUGGAAGAAGCGGAAGAGGUGGACGUGCACAAGGAUGGAGGAAGGUGGAGAGGAUGAGAUAUCACUCCCUUCGUUUACUUUGUCUGCUCGUUUCUGGAGGAAAGUGCGCUACCACAUGCCAGUGAGAGGCAAAGUCAAGCAUCACUUGAAGAGAAAAUUGCUCCUGAACUUGUGAAUUGGGAUUUGACUCAGGAAUUGUUGUUGCUAAGUUCCACCAAGAAACAGGGCUCAGGUCUGAGUCGUUAAAGUGUGCAUUCGAAGGAUGGAGUGCUCACAGAACCUCAAUGCUCUCUGACUGCUCUGACUGAAGGAACAGUGAGGCCACUCACAAAUAACAUUCGCCUGGUGAAAAAAAGCCUUGUAUGGGAAAGGAUGCAAGAUCACAGAGAAUCUUUGGCUUUAACUCUGGGAUCAUCUGUGAACUUUAACCUCACCUUCUGGUGAACCUUGGAAGCACAACCUAAAUUUAACAAGUGGCUAGACAGAGGUUUCUUAUUGAAAUCAAUCUAGCAGGCAAGGAAUAAAUAAAACAAACACACCAAAAUGUCCAAACUGUUAAUUUAUGAGUAGCACAAUCACAAUCAGCCAACUCGUAUUUUUAUGUCACUUGGCGCUCACAUUUGCAAAAAUCCUAAUUAGCUAGCUAGCUGAUGUUAGCAGAUGUUUUGCUCCACUCUGGUGAGGAAAAUAGGACUGGUGUAAUUCCUUGAGGGUUAUGCUGACAAAAAGUUCUGUGAGCAGUAUUUAUUGGAUGAACUCUGGGUAUGAUCAUGCUGAUUUGUGCCACUGGUUUUUCCCACUGUAGCAUCUCAUGAAUUAUAAGUGAUCUUUGUAGAGUCAUCAGAAGUAAAUGUAAAUCACUGUGUAUAUUAUUGUGUAAAUAAUCUCAGGGAGGUGCGAAAAAUGCAUGCACGUACACACACACACACACACACACACACGCACACAGUACAUAGAAUUAAAUAAGUGGACAGAAAUCCCCCACAGUAGUCCAUGUCUGUAGCUGUGAUGUUUUGUAAAGUUUGGUACAUGCUGUUUGUUGCAUUCUUUUGUGAAAAUGUUACUUAGAGAACUGAUCUAGUUUCAUCAAAGGGCACAGGCGAUUUUAUACUUUCCAAACAGGGGAUGAAGUAGCUACAAAUAAUUUCCAUAUAAAUUGUAUCACUGGUACUUUUCAUGCAUUUAUAUUCAGACACCACCAGCACAUUAUACUAAAGACAACCUAAUUAAGAGGUCAGUCAGUCUACAUAUUACCGCGUGUCGAGAUUGUAAGAUUAUAAAUUGUAGAUUGUAAAAAUGUAAAGCAAAAACUUUCUUAAUGUCAGCUCAGUAAGAUUGAAAAUGUCUGCUUUUGCUUUUAAAUGAUAAAGCAGUAGGAAAGAUACAUCAAAUGUUCAACAACAAAAAAAGGAAAAUUAAAACUUUUUCUAAAGCAGAAUUCAGUUUAUCACAGAACAACUUGUACUAUAAUGGUGUACUCUUUGACUCAGAGAAUAUGAAUGUGUCCUGCAAAUAAAGUUUUCAUGUCACACUUUGGUCAGCCCUGCGAUAACCUGGCGACUUGUCCAGGGUGUACCCUGCCUUUCGCCCAUAGUCAGCUGAGAUAGGCUCCAGCUUGCCUGUGACCCUGUAGAACAGGAUAAGCGGCUACAGAUAAUGGAUGGAUGGAUGGAUGUCACACUUUGGUAAAUAUACUUUGGCUGAUGUAUUUGUUGAUUUUGCAGUACUACUGUAUAUUAAAACAUAUGCUGCAUUUAUAUUGGUCUUACCAUGUGAUACCAAUAUGACUGUAUUUCAAUAAAUCAUCCCCAUCCCA